ACAGAUUGACGUACCGCGCCAGCAGCCGUGAUGAAAAAGCAGGCCAGUGCCAGAAACUUCAUGUGCUUAACAGCUGAGUGAUUUGCGAGAAAAAAACUGUCAGAUGGACAGUAGAAAACAUUAUGAAAGACAUUGAUUCGAUAGAAGGGGCCAAAGAUGACUUGUGGUGUGAAGUGGCGCAGGAUGAGGAGGACGAGGAGCCCCCCAUGAGGCACAGCUUCUCCGUGGAGGACCUUCUGGACGAGGUGGAGAAGAUCAGCAGCGCUGCCUCGGGGAACCAGAAGGUUGAAAUAGUGGUGAGGCUGUGGAAAGAUGGCUUCACUCUUAAUGACGAGGAGCUGCGAAGUUACACCUCAGAGGAGAACCAGGAUUUCCUUGAGGCCAUCAAAAGAGGGGAGCUGCCCCUGGAGCUGGAGAGCAGAGCGGAAGAGGAGGAGCUGGAGGUGAACGUCGAGGACAUGAAAGAUGAUAUGUACGUCCCCAGGAAAAAGAUCUUCCACCCAUUCUCAGGGAGGGGGUACAGACUGGGAAGUGUGGCACCGAGGGUGGUGGCCAGAUCCCGGUCAGUGCACGAGGACGCCGGCAACCCUCCGCUGCCCGUCGUGGAGCUGAAGGACGACGAGCCGGUCACCUCGCUGCAGAUCUGGCUGGCCGACGGGCGACGCCUGGUCCAGAAGUUCAACCUCUCUCACCGGAUCAGGGACGUGCAGGACUUUGUGGGCCAGACCCAGGCGACGGAGGCGCCCUUCAUCCUGACCACGUCUCUGCCCUUCAGGGAGCUGACGGAGGGGGGCCUCAGCCUGGCCGCGGCUGACCUGAGCAACGCCGUCAUCGUGCAGCGGCCCCUCAACACACAGGCCCCCUUUGGACAUUCCUGACUCCGAGGCAACCAGAGCCCUCCCUCACCUGCACACACACACGCGCACGCACGCACACACACACACACACACACACACACACACACACGUAUGCGCAUGUGCACACACACAUAGGCACCCCUAACUAGCCCUCCCCCCACUCUUGCACCCCACACAUCCCUGCCUCCCUAGACAAAGGGAUGACGCACAGUGACUCCAAAAUCACUUGACUCUUUUACUCUCUCUCUCUCUCUCUCUGUCUCUCUCUCUCUCUCUCUCUCUCUCACUAUCUGUUCUAUUCAUUAUUCGUCACGGACUUGCUACUCACGUGAACAAACGCAAACACACACAAGAGGAAAAACCCAGGCCAUACCUCCUACCACAAACGCCAGCUCCCAUUCUACUUAGCGCUUUUUUGUCCUGUCUUGAUUCACGCCCUCCCCUUGCCCUCCCCUAAAAUGCUACACAAGGACUCGACUCCAGUCGGAAGACUGUAAGUGCAGGUCAUCGACAGGGCUUCCCUUGAUGUGGUGCAGCAUUUUGCACCUCGCCACGGCAUUGUAUAUCACUGUGUACAGACAACUUGAUGUGAAACAGAUCCAGUCAAGCUCUUGGGCAUGGUGGCUGAGCCCGCCUCAGUUCAGUCACACAGCGAGGAAUGUAUUGUUGUAUCUUUAAGUAAGCGUCCAGUCUGCAAUGCGAGACUAGUUAUGUAUAUCAAAGGAAAGUGAAUGGAAACAUGUGAAAUUAUGCUGUUAUCUUGGAAUGUGUUUGAUUGUUCAGUUGCUUGCUGAGCGUUUUAUUUUGAAUGUUAUGGGGGGGUCUGCUGUGUCAGACAAAGAAAUCAUGCACUUUUUUUGCGUUCUUCUGGAGAUACGUGGAUGACCAAUGCCUGCAAUAAUAAAGAAAAAUCUAACUAAA
Molecule: messenger RNA, 1778 nt
Organism: Sardina pilchardus (European sardine)
Lineage: Eukaryota; Metazoa; Chordata; Actinopteri; Clupeiformes; Clupeidae
Gene: ubxn2a
Product: UBX domain protein 2A
Exons: 7
Coding region: 123-878 (251 amino acids)
Biological process (GO): proteasome-mediated ubiquitin-dependent protein catabolic process; nuclear membrane reassembly; membrane fusion
Cellular component (GO): nucleus; cytosol
Molecular function (GO): ubiquitin binding
Source: RefSeq, a predicted model, not a curated record